Molecule: messenger RNA, 2235 nt
Organism: Rubroshorea leprosula
Lineage: Eukaryota; Viridiplantae; Streptophyta; Magnoliopsida; Malvales; Dipterocarpaceae
Source: the annotation of a GenBank genome assembly
GUGGCAAUUGUUGGUUUGCUCAUCUCUUAUCUAAAACCGCCAAGGAUAGACUAACAAUGGCAACGGCCGUUUAUUAACCAACGCAGAGGAACGCCUUUCUUCCAAAAUCAUCAAUGGCAACUCUACUAAACCCCACUAAAACCCAAACACUAUUCGUGUCUCUCCCCAAAACCCAUUUCCUCGAUUCUUCUUAUUCUUCUUCUUCUUCUCUUUAUUCCACAUUCAGUCUCCAGAUUAAGUCUCCAUUCAGAAGAAAAACUGUGUCUUUCAACCUCACUUGCAAGCUAAAAACCUCCAAAGGUCCCAAAAACAAUGGCAAGGACAUAUCGAAGAAGAUUAUCCUCUCGGAUUCUGGUCCUCCAGAGAUUAGAAAUGAAGAAAUUCAGGGGGAGGUUAGUAAGAGUGGAGGUGGGGUUUUGGUGGUGGUGAAGAGGUUGCCCAGAAGGGCUUUGGCGGUUUUGUCUAAUUUGUCUUUGGCUAUUGGAGAAAUGUUCACUAUUGCUGGCCUUAUGGCUGUUGGUACAAUAAUUGACCAAGGUGAGACCCCAGAAUUCUACUUCCAAAAGUACCCAGAAGAUAGUCCAGUUUUGGGAUUCUUCACUUGGAAAUGGGUUCUCACCCUGGGGCUAGAUCACAUGUACUCAUCUCCUAUUUUCCUUGGAAUGUUGGUUCUCCUGGCUGCAUCACUUAUGGCCUGCACUUACACAACACAAAUACCAAUUGUUAAAGUUGCAAAAAGAUGGAACUUUAUACAGUCAACUGAUGCCAUUCGCAAGCAGGAAUUUUCAGAUACUCUUCCUAAAGCAUCUGUUCGAGAUUUAGGCAUCCUUCUGAUGGGAGCUGGAUAUGAGGUAUUUCUGAAAGGACCAUCAUUGUAUGCUUUCAAGGGGUUGGCUGGUCGAUUUGCCCCAAUUGGAGUACAUUUAGCAAUGCUGCUGAUAAUGGCUGGUGGAACCCUCAGUGCAGCUGGCAGCUUUAGAGGGUCAGUCACAGUUCCACAGGGGCUCAAUUUUGUCACAGGAGAUGUCCUCGGCCCAUCAGGCUUCCUCUCUAUUCCAACUGAAGCUUUCAACACUGAAGUUCAUGUCAACAGAUUCUACAUGGACUACUAUGAUAGUGGAGAGGUUUCACAAUUUCAUACUGACCUAUCAUUGUUAGACCUACAAGGGAAAGAGGUAAUGAGGAAAACAAUUAGUGUAAAUGACCCCUUAAGGUAUGGUGGGAUCACCAUGUACCAGACAGAUUGGAGUUUUUCAGCACUACAGAUACUUAAGGAUGAUGAAGGACCUUUCAAUUUGGCUAUGGCUCCUCUAAAGCUCAAUGGAGACAAGAAGUUGUUUGGAACCUUUUUACCUGUUGGAGAUACCAAUUCUCCUAAUGUGAAGGGAAUAUCAAUGCUUGCUCGUGAUCUACAGUCAAUUGUCAUUUAUGAUCAAGAGGGGAAAUUUGCUGGUGUACGACGACCCAACUCUAAGCUACCUAUUGAGAUUGAUGGCACAAAAAUUGAAAUCGUUGAUGCAAUUGGCAGUACUGGUCUUGAAUUGAAGACUGAUCCAGGGGUGCCAAUUGUGUAUGCUGGGUUUGGUGCUUUAAUGCUCACAACUUGCGUCAGUUAUUUAUCUCAUGCACAGGUAUGGGCCUUGCAAAAUGGAACAGAGGUAAUUGUUGGGGGAAAGAUUAACCGGGGGAAAGAUGAUUUCUUAGAGGAAAUGAAUCAACUGCUUGAUCAAGUUCCAGAAAUAGUCGAAUCAUCUCUUUCAAGGCAACCUGAUAGUGCUAGUGGCUAGUUUUGGAGGCAUCAGUUGUGGCUGGAAGCAUUUUAUGUGGCAAAAGCUGCUACCAUUCAAAUUUCCAAUUCAAAUUGAUCUCCAGGCUUCAGCUUAACGUAUAUAAAUAAGAAACUCCACUCAGGUUGAAUCAUCCAGCUAAUUUGAGUGAUGGAUGAUGAUUGACACCUAUGGGGAAGGAGUCAUUUGUUUUCCUGAAUGUGUGGGUAUGACUGUUGUGGUUCACGGGACAAAGAUUACAAACCUUGAGCUGCAACCCCGUGCCUUCCUUUGACACCAAAUUACAUAUACUGUACAUUUCUUGUACUAACUACAGAUAUACCAAAGAUUCGUAUAUUAGUUCAUAAUACCAUUUUUUCUUAGGUUACAUUGACCAUUUUGCAUGGUUUCUUCAUAAACAUGUUGUUCGGCCAUACGUACCAUUCUAGAAUAAAAUGCGUAUAUCUGU